AUGGUGGAGAAAACGAAGGGGAGAAAGGAGGAGGUGGUCACUAGAGAAUAUACCAUUAACCUUCACAAGCGCUUACAUGGCUGCACCUUCAAGAAGAAGGCUCCUAAGGCCAUAAAAGAGAUCAGGAAGUUCACUCAGAAGGCUAUGGGAACAAAGGAUGUGAGAGUGGAUGUGAAGCUGAACAAGCACAUCUGGAGCAGAGGGAUUCGAAGUGUCCCAAGAAGGAUCAGGGUUCGCAUUGCUCGUAGGAGAAAUGAUGAUGAAGAUGCAAAGGAAGAGCUCUACUCUCUUGUAACUGUUGCAGAACUCCCACCAGAAGGACGAAAGGGGCUUGGCACCAAGGUUAUUGAAGAGGAUGAUUGA
This is a messenger RNA of Dovyalis caffra, 363 nucleotides long. Lineage: Eukaryota; Viridiplantae; Streptophyta; Magnoliopsida; Malpighiales; Salicaceae. The record is from the annotation of a GenBank genome assembly.